Cydia strobilella is the source of this 4267-nucleotide messenger RNA. RefSeq lists its product as uncharacterized. The record is from RefSeq and is a predicted model, not a curated record. Lineage: Eukaryota; Metazoa; Arthropoda; Insecta; Lepidoptera; Tortricidae. The transcript has 2 exons. Bases 177 to 770 code for a protein of 197 amino acids.
UUGUAUUGCGAUCGAGAAGAGAAGUGAUUUAGAAAAGUUUCUAUUAUUGUUUGCACUUUCAUAUUCCUGUUAUUCCAUGGUCCAGUUACUUAGAAAUAUUGCUGAUUAUUUUUAUAUAAGAAUGAAACUGUGAAGUGCACUAUAUUGCUCGGGUGAUUUAUGAGAUUUCUCUUAAAAUGGCUACCGUAUUCGAUAGUCCAUUUAUCAGACAACGUUUACAUCGGUUACGGCAUAGAGACUUCGAUUUAGAUGAAGAGCAGAGGUUCGGCAGAUGUGACUGCACCAGUUAUUCGUAUUUCGUGCUUUCUAUGGUCCUUUUUUCUGUCGGAACAGUUAUAACAGUCCUUGCACUGGGAGAUGCCGAUGGUUACAUCUUGAGUAACUUAGGACACAUGUGGCUAGUGGGACCAAUAUUUAUAUGUUCUGGAAUGAUGGUGGCCGUGAAGAGUAUGUUAUAUCUGCGGAGAAAAAGUGUGAUACAAAUGCUGCUUCACCAACGUGCAAUAAUUAGGGACAUGGCAGCAGUUCAAGCCGAACAAUCUUACAGCAGUCAGGUCCCCAGAACAGCAUCCAGCGCCACCCUACCUCCGUCCUACGACGCCUUAAUAUCAAGCGCUGCCCCGAGCAAACCGCAACCAUCAAGCUCUGAACCUCCUCCGCCUACUUAUGACGAAGCAAUGUGCCUCAUUGGUGAUGGGAAAAUAGCGGAACGAAAUGACGAAGCCAAGGAGGAGACUAGCAAUCAAACUAAUGACGGCGCCAAACCAUGAGGCAGGCUUGCAUUUGUAAUAUUUGUUACUUCUAGCAGAGACUAGUUAAUAAUGACUGCUAAUUUCCAUACAUUUUCUAUUACCCUUAAUUUUACAGUGUUGGGACACAACCUCUAACCCUCUUAUUGCAUUUUAUCCAGGAUUCAUUCUUUUUUAUUCUUGAGGAGGUUUACAUUCACUAACUUGACUUUUGUGCAAAAUUAAGGGCUGAACUUUCUGCAUGGUGCAUCCACACCGCAGUUAAAGCGGAACAUUACUGUAUGACAUGGCAACAUUCAGGUAACUUACUUACUGUUGCAGUGUUGCUCCACAGUCACAGGGCGGACACGCUAUACAUCAAAAAUCACUUGCGUUUCUAUGUGUGAACGGCACGUCUGUACACGCGUCGUGCGUCAUAGUGUGAGUAAGUUGCUUAAAAAUAGUACUGAGCGGCCGGCAAACGGCCGUCAAUCUGGUACGCGUCGCGCGUCGAGGUAAUUCGAGUCGGGGCGGGGCGGUGCGUGGCCGUUCUGUUCUGUAUGAUAAUACUAUUACUUAUUCUGUGCCACAGUAGCUCCAUAAAAUUUAACUGCAGUAUGGAUGCACCUUAGACUAACACCAUUUUGGAGCAUUGCAUUUUGUAUGGAAAUUAGUUAUCUUUACCAUAUAAAUCACUGCAUCUAGUUGUUUAAGGUUAACUUAAUCUCCUUGUAUGUACUUAUUUACAUGCAUGUAUAUACAUUGGUUAAUUAGUAUUCUCUAUUAUGCCAAUUGAAUUACCUAGUGGUAAUGCUAACUUUUUAUACAGUGACGAAAAUAUAAAGAAAAAUAUGGAAUUUAAUUGGGAAUAAGUUUGCAUAGUGCAAGUUCAUGUUUAAUUUUUCAAGGUAAGUUCAUCUAAAAUUUAAAAUUUUACAUUGAGAUAAUAUUUGUGUUUUUGAUAGAAAGUGACGUUAACUAAAGAUGAAGACAUUUCUGACAUUUACGAAACAAUUUGAAGAUGUAUAUCGUACAAUGUUGAUGUCAUCUUGUUAUCGGUUUUAAACAAUGCUUUUUUUAUAUAAACAGAUGACAGAUUUAUUUCAUGAACAAACUUAUACAAAUGGAAUUCUUAAAAAUUAAUCAGAAGCUCUGUUUCCUAAGUAGGUUAAUCUGUAUUUUAGGAUAAACAGUGCCCAUGUUUAAUUGACAUGUACUUCAAGUGUAGUCUUGGCCAAGACUUAAAGGCUGACAGGCUUAACUUCUGUCUUUGUUGUAGUAUCUUCGAACACAGAAAUUUAGCCUACACAUUUAAAUUUGAUAUAAGUGGGAUUUAACGAUACCUAUUUUAAAACUACAAAAACAUAAUAUGCGCUUUAAGCUUAUCACAAAUUUAUAGGCUUUUAAACAUUGGAUUUCUAUAACACGAAAUGUCUUUAACUUUUAAGAAUGUUACAUUAAAAUUCAUAAAAUGAACUUGCAAAAUAGGUCAUUGCCAACAAUGCCAUGUUUACUUUUAUCUUAUCUCUAUGCCUACAACAUACAUGGCUGUUGUUUGCAAAUAUGGUUGACAGUUUCAUUUGCGAUAUUAAUGAAAGAGAUGCAAGAUAAGGCAUCAUAUGCAAAAUUCAUGUUCCAAUGAUCAAAUGUAAGAACAUUUUCUUCCAGUGUAGUGUGGGACGUUAUUUGUUAAUCUUUGUCAUAAGUUGAGUUAGCAAAGAUGGUGCAUUCCCAUUUGUUCCUGCUCCAUGGGAUGAGAAGCAUGAGGUGGGGACAAAGAAAUAUUUUUCUAUCUGUCCCUGCUGAAAACAAAUGGGAAGAGCUUCAAAAAUAUGUUUACACUUUCGCACCUGGCUCCUUUGUAAUAAAGUGAAAUAUGUAAACAUAUGUUGACUGUCCCUGGAAUUUGUAUUAUAAAAAGUGUGUUUUUGUGACAUGUAAAUACAUAUUUUAACCUUUUAUAAGGGCAUCAGAAAUUAUGCAAAAUUGAACCCUAUCCCUUUGAAACAAAGUUCAAAAUCAUGUGGGAAAUAUAUUCCCUCUGCCUUAUGAAGGCUUAAAAUAGUUUAAUUGAACUAAAAGCAUUCAUUUGGUGAUACAGAUCUAGCUAGGGCAUGAAAAAAUAGGAUUGUGUACUCCCAUUUGUUCCCAGUAAGGUUGGAUGGUAAUAUUUGUGCCAUUCUCAAUCAGAAAGGUACUUAUUGUCGGUUGUCAAUAAGGCGCUAUUUCCAUAUAGCUUUAAUUUGAAAUCAACCUUAUCGACAACCGACAAUGUGGUACCUAUUGGUUGAAAACGUCACAUUUUUUCUCAGUUCCCUUUUUGAUCUGUGUGAUAUGAGACCUUCUGGAAAUGAGAUCUUUGAAGACUGAUGCAUUUACACCUUCAUUCUGUAUAGAUCCAAGAUGGAUCUAUAGGGAAUAAUUGCAUUUACAUAAUGACUUUUGCCAAUUUUACUGAACAACACAUUGAUUGGAUAUUACUUUAGAUUGUUGAUCUGAGAUAAAUAUAUUAAUGUAUACAGUGGACUGGAAUAACCUGAGAUAUUCUAGCGGUGCCGGUAGCGGAACUAAUGCCAUCGUAAAGUUCAGAAUUCAGAUAAAACUCAAUUUUGUAUCUGUUACUUAUACCAAGUUGUACACUACACUACAUAGUAUCGUAGUGGGGAAUAAUUUUGUCGAGAUUGAUAUUUGUUAUAAUCUGUGGGGUUAUUCCCGUUCACAAUGUAUAAUAUGAAUAAAAUUUAUAUUUUUAAGCUUAAUAUUUCCUUUAAUAUGGGAUUACUUAUUGCUAUCAGGGUUUUUCCUACUUUUGUUAAAAAAAUCCAUUGUAAAAUUGAAGUACUUAAACAUUAAGCAACUAAAAUCUUUGCCUAUUAUGUGCCUAAAUUUAUAUUUAAAAUUAGUAUCAACGUUAAGGCAUUAUCAUUGGUGAUAAGAAUUAGAUAAUCCCUGAAUUUUAACUCAUAAUAAUAGAAUUACAUUAUUCUAGGUGGGGAAAGUUGAUUUUAUGGGUCGAAAAAGAGUUAUAGCAAUAUCUAUUCUAAAACUAGCUGGUUACAAUCCUUUGUCAUUGUACAGUGAAGGUAUUAAAUAUCGACACGGAUAAAGUGGGAAAAAUAUGUACGCACUACCUUAAUGUAUGGGCAAUAAUAAUUGGUUGUGCAUAUAUAAUUUUGGCACUUUAUCCAUGUCGAUAUUUAAUACCUUGACUGAAUAGUCGCCAUCACAAGUAUCUGUACUAAUCAGGGUGCUCGAAAAUAUCUGAAUAUGAUACACCUUUUUUACAGUCUAGUUCAGAUAUUUCAGAGCACCUUGUUUGCUCAAAUUUUAUUUACAUUAAGAAAGUGGUGCCUUGAUAAUAUAAUUUUGUACUUAUUUCUAGAAGUCUUCAAUGUUUAAAGAUAAAAAGGCAAGGAAAUUAAUCUCUUGUUGCGUGUCUAGUCGAGCCAGAAAAACUUAAUGCAUCAAAACAAGGAGAAAUAGUAUGAUCUCUCCAGGACUAUGUAUUACACCAAAAUUAUACACAUUUUUCAUGGGUA